AUGCGCGGAAUCCAAGUCAAACAGUACGUCAAGGGCCCGCGGGAACUCAGCGUCUCGGACAUUGAGGAUCCCACCCCGGCGGCGGACCAAUAUGUCAUCGCCGUCAAGGCCUGCGCCACCAACUUCUUCGAUUUGCUCCAAAUAAGCGGCAAGUACCAAUGGCAGCCCCCUCUCCCCUGGACGUCCGGGGCGGAAUUCUCCGGCGUCGUGCUCUCCACCCCGGCCUCCUCCCGGAACCCCAGAUUCUCCGUCGGCGACCGCGUCUUCGGCAGCGGCCAGGGCGCGUACGCCUACAAGGUCUGCGCCGUGGAGUCGGCGCUGCAGCCCGUGCCGGCCGGGUGGAGCUUCUACGAGGCCGCGGGCCUCUUCGUCACCAUGCCGACGUCCUACGCCGCGCUGACCCUCCGCGCGAACAUCAAGAAGGGCGACUGGGUGCUCGUGCACGCGGCGGCCGGCGGCGUGGGCCUGGCCGCGGUGCAGAUCGCCAAGGCCUUCGGCGCGACGGUGAUCGCGACGGCCGGGACCCCACACAAGCUCGAGGUGGCGAAGCGGUUCGGGGCGGACUACGGCGUCGACUACACGGACCCGAAGUGGCCGGCGGUGGUGUCGGCGCUGACGCCGGGGAAGCGCGGCGUGGACAUCGUGUACGACCCCGUGGGGCUGAUCGAGCCGAGCACGAAGUGCACGGCGUGGAACGGCCGGCUGGUGGUCGUGGGCUUCGCGGGCGGGCCGAUCGAGAAGCUGGCGACCAACCGCAUCCUGCUGAAGAACAUCGCCGUCACGGGCGUGCACUGGGGCGCCUACGCCAAGAACGAGCCCGCCCGCGUCGCCGAGGUCUGGGCCGACCUGCAGCGCCUCAUGGAGAAGAAGGUCCUCCGCUCCACGAAUUACGAGGACAAGAAAUAUGUCGGCCUCGAGGCCGUGCCCGAGGCCCUCGAGGCGCUGGGCGCGCGCGCCACGUGGGGGAAGGUGGUGGUGGAUCUGCCCGAGGUGAAGGAGAGUAAGCUGUGA
Dissoconium aciculare CBS 342.82 is the source of this 1011-nucleotide messenger RNA. Its product is annotated as NAD(P)-binding protein. The record is from RefSeq and is a predicted model, not a curated record. Gene Ontology annotation, cellular component: mitochondrion. Bases 1 to 1011 code for a protein of 336 amino acids. The transcript has 3 exons. NCBI's taxonomy places the organism in Eukaryota, Fungi, Ascomycota, Dothideomycetes, Mycosphaerellales, Dissoconiaceae. Gene Ontology annotation, molecular function: oxidoreductase activity; zinc ion binding.